CAGCAACACAGGUUGCCAUGGACGCUAUGUGACGUGUCUAAUAGACCGGAAGUCGUAAGCUUAUACAGCGGGAGGCUGUAAUAGGAUGAAAUAAGCGUCCCGGAAGGAGAGUACCGUGGUAGCGGCUCAGGAGCUACCUUCAACGCCAAAGGGCUGAACACGCCUGAGAAGCGCUCUCAAGUACUCCACCACUUCCACAAACAGAAGGUACACCUAAUCUGUUUCCAGGAAACCCACUUCAAGGAAUAUCAGACACGGGAUAACAUCUACCUCUCUGUCUGCUGCCACCUCCACAUUGCAAGUAGCAGCCUCUCAAGUACAGCCACUUCCCAUGGAAGACUGAGGACACAUUGCCAUCUCAAGAAGAUCUGGAGGGCUGUCAAAAUAAAAAAAUAAAGAUUUGGAAAAAAAAAAAAAAAAUCUGGAGGUCACACAUGGCAAUGUGGUACCUUAAGAAAACAUUGAGGCUGUUUCAGCCCAGACCGAGGACCAAUAUAUAGAAGAGAGAGACAGCUAUCCAGAAGAAGACCAUGAGGAAAAGCAAAGAAGACAAGAUGGAGAAGUUGAGGAAAUUGAUGACAUCCUGGAUAGUCAGACACAGAGAAUCCUACAGACAUAAUGGACAGUGGAUACAAGAAAGAAGAUGAUGGCUGAAGGGUUGUACCAACGUCAUUAGACAACCCAAUACUGAAGGGCUUUGCCUCCUAUCUGGACACUUUGAAGGUUAAUAACUAUAAACAGGAGGUUGAAAAUGUUGCAAGAUUCCUUUUUUUACAUGAACCCAAAGACUGUAAACCUGCAAUUUGUAAAGGAUGUGGAAAAGGCCAACUCCUUCUUUACCAAGCUAAGUGAUUUGAAUCUAGCAAACCAGACCAUCUUCAACUACCUGAAACAUGUCCGGAGGUUCAUGACCUAUAUAUCGGCUUAGAUCCACUAACCUCUUUACAAAAUAUCCAACUUUGUAUAAGUACUGCGAUUUCUUUCAAAAAGUUACCGAAGACAUACAAAAGAGGUUCUCAAAGGAGAUUUCUAGAGAGGUUGUCAGCAAAUGAUUUAGGUACCAGGCAUUGACAACCUCUUCGAAGACACCCCAAGAAUGUAGCAGGCUUCUAGAUGUGGCAAAACCAUCAUUCAUACAGUGUUUAAAGGAUUUACGAGGUGGAAACACUGAUCGAGCAGCAUAUCUAGAGACCAUUUAUUAUUUGGAGGCCCUGCUUGCAUUGAAGCCUCUACAACAACCAGGGGUUUCUGAGUGGAAAGAACGAAUCUCCCACAGAUAUAAUGGGGAGAAACUUUCUAUAAUUGGUGUUAAGCUACAUAAUACAGCUUCACAACAAGUGGCUACUUUUGUGUUAAACAAGGAGGAAGAAAUGAAAUUUGGAAUAGUCUCCUUCAUCCUGGCUUCCCCGAUGAUCAUCAUCUUCUGGAUCCAAAGGAUGACGACAGCCAAGAAGACUAGGACAUCACUUCCUAGGACACAAUUAGUGACCAGGAUGAUACUGGCUGGGCUUCAAGCAAUGUCAACAAGGUCACAGAAGCAGAGGCAGACACCACCAGCAAGCUCUAGCAGGACUGAAGAUUGCCGGAGAAAGGCUUUGAAGAAAAUGAGUCCAGCCAUGGAAGUGCAUAGCAGCGAUGAUGAGAUCAAGACAACACUGACAGGCCAAAAUAAAGAUGGUCAAUGAUGUAUCAAGAAAAAAUGGCCAGAAGGAAAACCAAACUCAAUUGGGCUGAAAGUAUUGCAUGAGAAUGCAAGGAAAGCUGUCAGUUCACCUCCACAGGGUGUGCAUGAAAACAGCAACUGAAGCUGAAAUGACCCAAGAGGUGGAGGAAGCAAAGAAGAGAAUGCGUGAAGUUGUGGAGUCUUUGAGUAUUGUCUAUGACACUGUUAAUGACAAGAAGAGUGGAUUUUCCAGUGCACAUGAGUUCCUUGUAGAUAGUAAUUUGUAGUAAGUAAUAUAUACUUUAGUAUCUAUCAAAUGUUAAUGCUGAUUUCAUGUACAUCCUUAGGCAACCUUCUGAUGACGUUACUGAACAGGAUCAGAGUAGCUCUGUAAUCCUAAGAAAAUUGACUGAGGCUGGUGUCCACAAGAAGCCUGAUGUGAAUUCCCAAAUGUUUCUAAGCUUCAGAGAAUACCUGGCAAUUCACUUCUCAGAGUUGAGUGUAAGGCAAAUGGUAGAAAAUGUUUCCCGCUACUUAUAUUUUGUGAGCCCGGAUAAGAUCUUUUUGGCAUUUCUCAAUGACCCAGAGAAAACCAGUCUAUUUGCAAGCACCCUCUUGCGUUUGAAGACGGCUAUACCUACCAUCAAAAAUUACCUUAAUUAUAUCCAGCAGUUUACUAGAUUUGUGAUUUCGGAAAACUUCCAUGAAACCAUCGGGGAGGACACCAAAGAGUCUGCCCGGGCCUUCCUUGCAGAACUGAAGAAAAUAAAUGAAGAGAUUAACCAGAACUUCACCAAAAAGCCACAAAAAAUCGACAGACAUGUAAACCCUAUGGAUUGCCGCAGAGUAGUAGCAGCAGCAAAGCCCCUUGUGGUAAACAUGUUCUCUCGGUCAGUCAGAGAUUGUGGACUAGAUGACAAAGACAAGACUAUCACAUGCUACUACCUUGAAGCUUUGCUGAUGCUCAAUCAUCUUCGCAAACCAUCUGUAGUCCAAACCUGAUGGUUAAAG
Molecule: messenger RNA, 2674 nt
Organism: Hyla sarda
Lineage: Eukaryota; Metazoa; Chordata; Amphibia; Anura; Hylidae
Exons: 13
Coding region: 1997-2665 (222 amino acids)
Source: RefSeq, a predicted model, not a curated record